Trypanosoma grayi is the source of this 318-nucleotide messenger RNA. RefSeq lists its product as hypothetical. NCBI's taxonomy places the organism in Eukaryota, Euglenozoa, Kinetoplastea, Trypanosomatida, Trypanosomatidae. The transcript has a single exon. The coding region runs from base 1 to 318 and encodes 105 amino acids. The record is from RefSeq and is a predicted model, not a curated record.
AUGUUUCUUCGACGUGUGGCGCCGAGGGGUUCGGCUGCAGUGGCUGCUGUUCCAUUGUUGGCCAGCUCCCGCGGGUAUAACAUGUUUGUUUUCCGCGACCCAAAGCGCCGCCCGCAGCUGACGGAGGAGGAGCGCGCCAAGGUGGUCAUCAACCAGGACGAGUGGCCGGAGGAGUUCAAGGACUUUGACCCUGAUGAUCCAUACAAGAAGACUCCUGAGAUCAUCGAGGGCAUGUCGAGCUGGAACCUCUUCCUUUGGGGUGUGGAGUGCGCCUUCAUCUAUCAGUUCUACGAGCUGGUAUUCCCGAGGAGCAUUUGA